Molecule: messenger RNA, 4963 nt
Organism: Anneissia japonica
Lineage: Eukaryota; Metazoa; Echinodermata; Crinoidea; Comatulida; Comatulidae
Product: kinesin-like protein KIF28P
Exons: 23
Coding region: 239-3175 (978 amino acids)
Biological process (GO): microtubule-based movement; cytoskeleton-dependent intracellular transport
Cellular component (GO): kinesin complex; microtubule
Molecular function (GO): ATP binding; microtubule motor activity; ATP hydrolysis activity
Source: RefSeq, a predicted model, not a curated record
CAUUCAUUACGAAUAUUAUAUACAUAUAUCAAUUAUAAUAUAGUGAACUUUGGAAUUUCACAAUUUUGUUUCAUUGAAAUUUGCAGAAACAUCUCUAAUUAUUUUAACUAAUUUGUUGGGGUGAAUGAAGGGAAUUUCGUAAACAAAGCUCGCUCUGAUAAAGAGGAAUUCCCAGGCCAUAAAGAGGACUUGCUGCCUGAUCAUAAUUAUAUUAAAUCGAAGUCAGAAUUCAGUGAAAAUGGGCGAAAAUGUAAAAGUUGCCGUCAGAGUUCGACCAUUCAAUGAACGUGAAAAGAAUUGUAAUGCAACAUGUAUUAUCGAGAUGAAUGGAAAUUCUACUCUGAUCAAAGAUCCAAACAACCCUACACAAAAACCACGACAAUUUACGUUUGACCACUCAUACUGGUCACAUGAUGGGUUUAAAACAUUAGAAAAUGGAUACUUGGAAGCGGAGGGAAAGAAAUAUUCAGAUCAGAAAAUGGUGUUUAAUGAUCUCGGUCAAGGUGUGCUAGACAACGCAUGGAAAGGUUACAACUGCUGCUUAUUUGCAUAUGGCCAGACAGGCAGUGGAAAGUCGUACUCUAUAGUUGGUUAUGGAGCAAAUAAAGGGAUUGUACCGAUUGUGUGUGAGGAGCUAUUCAAAGGUAUUGAAACCAAGAAAGAAAAAGCUGACAAAUCUAAAGAAGAGGAGUUCCAGGUAUCUAUUAGUAUGAUGGAGAUUUAUAAUGAGCAAGUUAGAGAUCUGCUGAAUGCCAAGGGUUUUAAAGUCAAAGGGGGAUUAAAAAUUCGGGAACAUCCAGACAAAGGAUUUUAUGCUCAGUCACUGAUUAAAGUUCCAGUGAAAAGUUACGAAGAUAUUAAUGGAAGAAUUAAUGAAGGAACUAGAAAUAGAACUAUAGCAUCAACAAAGAUGAAUGCUACCAGCAGUCGAGCUCACACAAUCGUAUCCAUCACCUUCGCCCAGAAAGGUUUAAACGAUGCAGGAAAAAACAUGACAAAGACAUCCAUAAUCAAUCUAGUUGAUCUCGCUGGCAGUGAAAGGGUUGACAGCAGUGGUGCAACUGGAGAUAGAUUAAAAGAAGGAACCAUGAUCAAUCAGUCCCUCUCUUCUCUGGGAAAUUGUAUAAAGGCUUUAGCAGAUUUGAGUGCUCACAAAAAAACCUUAGUUCCCUACAGAAAUUCUAAACUUACAAUGCUGCUGAAGAAUGCUUUAGGAGGAAACAGCAAAACAAUUAUGAUUGCUGCAAUUAGUCCAGCUGAUAUUAACUUUGAUGAAACUCUGUCUACUUUACGUUAUGCGGACAGAGCAAAGUCUAUCAAGACUAAGGCUGUAGUGAAUGAAAGUCCUACAGACAAACUUAUUAGAGAAUUGAAGGAGGAGAAUGCACGUUUGAUGGAAGAGCUAGAAAAGAGUAAACAGGGCGGAGGGGGUAUCACAGAAACUGCAACAAUAAUGCAAGGCUUUACCGAAGCAGAGGUUGAGCAAAUGAAACAUGACCUAAUGAUGCAGCUGAAACAGAAUGAAGAUGAGAUGGAUGCUGUAAAGAAAACAUGGGAACAGAGGCUGUCAGAGGCUAAUGCUGCUAAUAAGGAAAAACUUGAGCAAGAGAGACAGAAACAGGAGGAGAUCAAAGUGACACCGCAUUUCUGGAACCUGAAUGAGGACCCGGCACUUACUGGUAUCGUGGUCCACUUUGCUAAGAAAGGGGUUUCUAGAAUUGGUAAUGAUAAGGCUAAAGUAGUGCCUGAAAUUGUAUUGUCAGGUCUCAGUAUCCAGGCAGAACAUGCUGUUGUGAGUAAUGAUAGGAACUGUGUAAAGCUUACCGUCCAGCCUGGUGCUAAAACUCUAGUUAAUGGAAAAGAAACUGUAGGAGAAGUUGAGCUUCACCAUAAUGACCGUAUCAUGUUUGGUUCCAAACAUCUAUUUGUUUUCCAUCACCCACAAGAUUUAGCAAAACAUAAACAGAAACCAGAAAUUGUAACGCCAGUCACCUACGACCAGGCACAAAAGGAAAUUGCUGCAAAUUCUGGGUUCGAUAUGCAACAUGGUCCAGGAAAAUCCAAAGAGGAGCUUUUGUUACAGGAGGACCUAAUAGAGAUAGUUCCCAUGGUUAGUGAAGUGAAUGCUAUGAGUGAGGAACUGAAGAAGAAUGUUCGAUUCCAAAUUGCACUCAUCUCCCCAAAGGCCAGAGGUCUCAAGAAUGGCCACACUGAGGUUAUGAUCAUCAUGAAGAACAUAGAGAAUGAAAAUGAAUUUUUAUGGAACAAGGACAAGUUUCUAAACAGAAGAUAUCUGAUGCAAGAGAUGUACCAGGACUUUGUUGAAGGUGACAAAGACUGGGAUAGAGAAAAGGAAAUGGAUCCAUUCUGGGAGCCUCCAGAUACUGAGAUUGUCGUAGGAAAUGCCCACAUCUACCUCCAGCCUCUUGGAUAUCAGAUUGAGCUAGAAGAAACUGUCUGGAUAACAGACUACAGGGGCAAUGAGCAGGGUCAUUUAAGGGUUGAGAUUUAUCCAUGCCGAAAGGAUGGCUCGGAGCUUCCUGAUGAAGAUUUCGUAGAUGAUCCAAAAGAUUUGAUUGGCAAAGAAGCGCAUUAUAAGUUGAAGAUUCCUUAUGGCAGAGGAUUACCGGUUAGGAUUGCUAAGAGUUGUUGUAAGUUCCAAUUUUAUAUUGAAAACGCCAAAUCGGAAACGAAGGAGAUCAGUGGUACACGUAACCCAGAAUACUGCUACGAACGCAUCAUACAUUUCAAUCCCGUGACACAAAAGCUUAUAGAUUACCUAGCUACAGAAAUGUUGGUAAUACAAGUUGCUGGGCGACAAAAGGAAGGAGGUACACAGAGAGUUGGCCGUGCUAAACAAAAAACCUCUGCCACGAGCAAAUCAAGUAAUUCUGAAGAGAAUGAUGAAGAUAAGUACAAGUUAAUGGUUGAUUUAAAUACAGAGAGAAAGAAGGUUGAAAAACUACAACAAAGACUUCACAAACUUCACGAUGUUAUCCAAACAGCAAAGGAAGAAAAACGUGAAACUCUAUACAUUAAAGAAGUGGAAGACAUUUUGCACUCUGGCAAUAGUCUGGUUAAGUUCCGAGCAGUGGGAAGGAUUGUGGGAAUGAAUGAAGUCGCCAAGAAGAAGGGUGACGGGAGGACUACAAGUGCUGCAUGUUCACUACAAUAAAUGAUGAUAUAUUGAUUUAUAGUUUGUAUAAACAUCUGUCCACAUUGUGAAAUUUGAUGUGAUUUGUCCAUAUUAUGUGAUGUGACAUCACAAAUCCCAUAUGUGAGCAAACCAUACUUAUUUGUCACAAACUUCAUAGUACAAACAGAGCUCAUUCUGGUUAAAAGGUUGGCCUGCUCUAUUAGAUUCAUUUCAUAAUUUUUCUAAUUUAAUCUGUCAUAUAGCAAUUUGGAAAAUAUAUAUUGAAAGUGUUUGAAACUAUUUAUAUUGUCUUUCGAUAUAAGCAUUAACCAAAUCAGUUUUAUGUGAAUUUUAAAAUAUUUUGUAUAUGUGCAAGUAAUAUAAUUACUUAAAUUUUUAUUGUUUUAGGAGUGUUGUUGUUUUGUGGUUGUGGCUUACCUUUCCAUUCCAGGGUCUUGGAUUCAAUUCCUGUCACUGUAACAGGAUAAAAAACAUCUUGUGUGUAUAUUUGUUUUGUGAAGGUAUAUGCCACUUUGAAUAGUGACUAAGUUCACUGCUUGACAGUCCUUGGACUUCAGCCUAAAACCAGUUAAUGAAAUAAUAAACAAUAUCGGAUCUAUGUUUUGGAAAACCAUCAAUCAUUUUCGUAUAGAAAACGAAUACUGUAUUUAUCUUAAACAUAUUUUAUCAAUUUCCCGACCGAUAAAUCUAUGAUCAUGGUAUAACAGUGACGUAAUACAACAGGCCGGGUGAAGUAAAAUAUAGUGCUUUAGAGAUCAGUUGAGAUAUUUAUUAACACAAGUGUAGUUCACACCGGAAUAUUUACACAAAACUGCAGUAAUUGAAGUACAAUAAUAUUGGUAAUAAAUAAUCCACCUAGGCGCAUGAUGAAUUAAACUAUGAUAAAGGCUGAGAAUGCUUGACUGAUUUUCAAGUGAAUGGUAAUGGAACUUUUCAGAUGAUGUGAAUAUUCGGAUAAUCUGGUUCUUAUCUGUUAAUCUUGCAUAGAACACGUUUCGUGAAAGGGGGAGUUAAAAACAAGUCUGACUUCUCAUUUUGAUACAUCAUAGUGUGUUCAUGUUUUGUUUGUUGUGAUAUAUAUUAGUGAUUUAUCUAUAAAAUAUAUACAUAGUAGUUUAAGAAUGCAGUCAGCCCAGUGAAGUUUAUUUGUGGGUUAGGAUUAUUUUGCUUCCGUAUAAAUCGAGGGUUCGACAGGAAUCACGUUGUGUUGUAAAAUUGAAAUGAAUAUUCAGCAUUACAAAUUGUAUGUAGUUUCAUAUGGCCGCGUGUACAGGACAAUAUAUGACUGUGAGCGCGUACAGGAUCAUGAAUGGGGCUAUGGUGCAUCACAUAAUAGAAAUAUUGGAACUUAAAAUGUUUACAUAGUGUUGUGGGCCCACGUAUAAUAUGUGGUUGUUCUUCAUCGUUUGCACUUAGAAUGAUUUUGGUUCUAUAAAUCCGAUCUUUUGUCAACAACAACAAACGUUUAAAAUGAAUAGUGAUCGACUGAACAGUAUUGUAUCUGAUUGUUCUGGUCUAAUGUACGCUAUUGGGGUCUGAAUAUCUUUUGUUACAAUAGUAAUACAGUAUUAUGACAUACACUUGUACUGUGUAUUAGAACGCCUUAAUUGUCUCAAUCAAGGAGAUAUGCCUGUAGGCGUUUAAAUACAAUAUCUUGUCAUAUAUACAAUUGAACUUCGGUGAAGUCUCACCGUUUCGAGAUAGACCUAGAUCCUAGAUAAGAAUAUAUCGAAAUAAUAUUUCUUUAACGCAUGCUGGUUGAAUAAAUUAAAGGCUUGCCAAGCUGCAAUACAAAGUUGAAAUUCA